Molecule: messenger RNA, 1092 nt
Organism: Aureobasidium namibiae CBS 147.97
Lineage: Eukaryota; Fungi; Ascomycota; Dothideomycetes; Dothideales; Saccotheciaceae
Exons: 2
Coding region: 1-1092 (363 amino acids)
Source: RefSeq, a predicted model, not a curated record
AUGCGAAUCAAGGCUUCUUCCGAUCCAAAUAUGGAAGCUGUGUUUUCCACAAACUUGCAUAUCAUAUGGAAAAGACCAAGAAGCAAGUCGCUCGGCGACAUUGAGGCUCAGCAAAAUUCAGCUCAUCUUCCUACAGCUCUUGAGCAAGCACAAGAAAAUGCUGCUCCAUCCAACAUCAGAUCACGAUCUGUGUGUGGACGUCCAUUUGAAGACUCGUCUGAUGGAGCAUGCGCCUAUAUCGUGCUCGAUCGGAAGUUGACGGACGCUGACUCUCAAGAGGUCACUACAUCUACGUGUGGUGAGACAUACGAAGACAUCACCGAGAACACCUCCGAAGAAGCAAGCUCGCCGAUGACCGAACCAGACAACGAAGACGAUGAUGAAGUCGAGAAAAGCUGGUCUCCUACAACUUCCGACGAUUCUUCGCUGGAUCAAGACACCACGCUCUGGUCGGUCACCACAGAUCUCUGGUCUCCAUCAGCGCCAGAAACACCAGCAUCAGCUCACACUACAGUUCUCACCCCCCUGCCCGAACCAAAUACCCUGACAUCCGCCUACCUCCCUUUCUCCUCUCACCUCGCACUAACAAACCAAUUCGAUCCCUCGACCCUUACCCUCUUUCACCUCACCCAAACUCCAAUCUUCAUUCACAGUAUGCUACAAUUACCUUGCACCCUUUCCGCCGUCCUCGAUCUCCCUACAUCAGACCUUCUCUGCCGCUUGACUCCUGCCAUCCUACUCAACCACACCACAUAUCUUGACGCUACAACUCUCCUUCCUUCACUGGCGAGAUCAACAUUCCAAUCAACAUACCACCACGUCAAUGGCCUUGUGUACUUUCCCAAAACCUCUGCCUGCAUCGAGAAGCUCAACGCUUUCUUCACUACGCGAUGUCCCAUGCAAGAACCUACCCAAACCCCAGAGAUGGGGAUGAGGAAAGUCACCACACAGGUCCAAGACAGCAAUGGAAGACGCCAUGACAUCAUCGCUUGGGCAUGGGUUGCUAAGACAGCAGAAGGAACAGAAGAGUGGUGGACUUGCGAGGAUUUUGUUGCGGGAAGGGUGGUUGGGUUGCAGAGUGUGAAGUGGUAG